Sphaeroforma arctica JP610 is the source of this 1437-nucleotide messenger RNA. RefSeq lists its product as hypothetical. The transcript is spliced from 6 exons. Gene Ontology annotation, molecular function: ATP binding; leucine-tRNA ligase activity. Gene Ontology annotation, biological process: leucyl-tRNA aminoacylation. NCBI's taxonomy places the organism in Eukaryota, Ichthyosporea, Ichthyophonida. The record is from RefSeq and is a predicted model, not a curated record. The coding region runs from base 43 to 1314 and encodes 423 amino acids.
ACAGGGUCUGGAGAGCCUCCCCUGGGCAUCAAACCCGAGCACAUGACACGCCAAGCAUGGGACUACGUCUACCUAGGAGGGACCUACCCCGCAGACUGUGCCAUCCCAGAAGAAAACCUGGCCAAGCUCAGAACCGAGUUCCAGUACUGGUACCCCGUAGACCUGCGUGUGAGUGGUAAGGACCUUGUACCUAACCACCUGACCUUCUUCCUAUAUACACACUGUGCCGUGUGGGGGGACAAACAGUUCCCCAAGGCAGUACGGGCGAACGGUCACCUGUUACUGAACAAGGCUAAGAUGAGCAAGAGCACAGGCAACUUCAUGACUCUGGCCGACGCCAUCAAAGAAUUCGGGGCCGAUAUGACCCGUUUUGCGCUCGCGGAUGCCGGAGAUGGUAUGGAUGACGCCAACUUCGAGUCCACCACAGUUAACGCAGCCAUCCUGCGAAUGUACACUCAGCUGGAGUGGACACAAUCCGUACUCAAGGGCGAGGAAGCCACACGUACAGGCCCCAGCACCUCCUUUCACGACAAGGUAUUGGACAGUGCCAUCAAUACAGCUAUCAACGCGGCUCACAAAGCGUUCAGCGGCAUGUUGUACCGAGACGCGCUCAAGGUGGGCUUCUACGACCUACAGAAUGCGCGUAACUCGUACAUCGCCUUCCAAAGCCCUGAGGACGAGGACCUCAAUGUUGACCUGCUCAAGCGCUUCAUCGAGGUACAAGCGUUGCUGCUGUCACCAUUCUGCCCCCACUACACUGAGGAGAUCUGGGAGCUGCUAGGAAAGGAAGGCAGUAUCAUGAACGCCGCUUGGCCUGUAGCCGGUGACGUGGAUGACGAAGCUAUCGAGGGCUGCUUGUACAUUGAAGAUCUUGCGGCGAGCAUGCGUGCCAAGCUCAACAAUACGAAGCACCCGAAGAAGGGCAAGGCCACAAACCCUACCAAGGUCACCAUCACAUACACAGAUGUGUACCCUGAAUGGCAACAAGCAACGCUAGAUACUCUAGCCCAACUAUACCAGGAGGACCAAGAGACGUACGAAAACAACAAGGAGAUUGUGGGCAUCCUCAAGUCCAUUGAUUCCGUUAAACCGCACAUGAAGAAGGUCAUGACCUUUGUCAGCCAGACCAAGGCGGCAGUCUCCGCCAACGGUGCUCAGGCACUCAAGCCCGUUGUACGCUUCAGAGAGGGAGAGGUGCUUGGACACUACACGAAGUAUCUAUCCGCAUCCAUUGGCUUGCCGGUAGAGAUAGUGUGCGAGAGCAAGGCCGAUAAGGCCGAGCCUAAGAAGCCGUUUAUUUCGUAUUCCGAGUGAGUAGGUAGUAGGAUGGGGUAGUGAGAUGUAGCGGAAGGGGGUAGAGGCGACUUAAUGCGUACGACUAGAUACGACUUAUUCUAGUAGCACACUGAAAGUUCAUAAAGCUGUGCAUAUAACGUU